Molecule: messenger RNA, 214 nt
Organism: Gloeophyllum trabeum ATCC 11539
Lineage: Eukaryota; Fungi; Basidiomycota; Agaricomycetes; Gloeophyllales; Gloeophyllaceae
Exons: 1
Coding region: 8-184 (58 amino acids)
Source: RefSeq, a predicted model, not a curated record
AGAGCAUAUGGACAGCGAGAAGUUUAAAGAAUGGAAGCUCGACGUGCCUGUCCUCAAUGUUCUCGGAACUGCUGUUGAAAGGCAAGGCGCGGGAGAACGUAAGAUGUAUCUUAAUUUUGUGCCGUAUUUUGCAUGGGCCAAUCGGGGGAAAGGUAAUACGAGGGUCUGGUUCCCUGUGGAGUAGGUCUGCGUAUGGUCAUUGCAUCCUGCGAGG